AUGGGAAUGGUGUCGGAUACAUCGGAUUGUCUUUAUUACACAAUCUAUCGUGACUCGAACUGCACGAAUGAGGCCGUUUGCAAAGAAGUGAUUGAGGAGAUCAAGGAUCAUGUUUGGGAAGCUGAAGGAAUCACGUUGAAGACGAACGAUGGCUACUCUGGCUUCUACUCGCAACACGGAACCUCGAAGAUCUUGCAAACUCCGAUGGAUUUGUGGAAAGCGAUUCACGUGCUCUUUCGGCUUAGCGAGAAGUUCGAGGGAUUAGUGUUCAGCGUUUCGACUGACGACGAUAAGCGGAAUCCUUUUUACAUCGAGUGUGAUCGAAACGAGGUCAUCCCAAAAUGGGCCAACAUUCCCGGGCAAUUUACAAAGAAUGUUUAUGGUUGUGGCGGAGUUCUCCAUUGCAUAUCACCGGACGUGGUGAAAGCGAAUCCGAAAAUGAAGGGUGUUGAAAUUGUUCGUAAAUUUGGACGCCAAACGAGAAACAUUUUGAUUACCGAGGCCGUUCAACAGAAGAUCAACAUCGCAAAGCAGAAACGAUUCGGGAUGAAUCGUGUUGGAGUGAGUGUGCCUGACAAUCUUGCCUACAUUGCUCGGCAACGACCGGAUCUUCUCUCGCAAGCGAUUCGUCGAUUUGCUGACGAUGAGAGGGAUGAGUCCCUCGAAGCUCUGCUCGAUCAACUUGAGAAAGUGAUGGUGCAUGUAGAAGUCAGCGAUCGGGAUUACAAGGUGGUCACCGCUUUGGCCGACAUCGAUGCGCCGACGGACAUCGUUUCGCAUCGAAUCGGACUCUUUUUGCUGGAGUUGGAUCGAAAGUUUUCGAAUUGUCAAAAUGGAGCUGAUGUACCCGAGGAUACUCUGUACCGAAAUGUGGAAGAUCAAUUCGAACGUGAUCGUCUCUCAUCAUUGGCGAUGAAGUUGAUGGGAAAAGAACUCAGCUUAGCUCAUCAAUAUCAAACAGCAAAAGCUUUCGUCACCGAUGCGCAUCGGCAAAUUUGCAGAAAUAUUUUCAGAGAGUCAGCCGAAUCUUCGACGGACACUCGGGACACGGCUUGCUCCGGUGAUGAUGAGGAUCAAUUGCCGGUUGAUCGAAAUAAAAAUCGAAAACAAGUUUACAAGAAGAAGAAAGAUCGAGCCGAGGUGGGAAAGAAACGAACAUUGGCACCGGUUCAGCUAAAGAAGUUAUUACCAGAUCCACCAAAAGAGUACGAGUACGAGAUGGAGACACCGGCUGCAUCAUCGCAGUUCCGGAACUUCGAGCGAGCUGCGAAUGGAGACGAUGCUUUUUAUAAGGAAAGCAGUGAUGAGAGGAGUCUCGGAGAAGAAGAGGAGCUCGAGUUCUUCGCCGCUAGAAGUAAGAUUGGGAAGAAAAAUGGUGAAAUCGAGGAGAAAGCGCUCACUCCUCGUCCUCUUCAACCAUUGAAAGCUCAAACCGAAUCCGAUGACGGUUUUGAUGUUUCCGAUCUUCUCAACGCCGCGCCUCCACUAGCGGCAAAUGAUGAAGAUUUUGAUGAUAUU
Molecule: messenger RNA, 1518 nt
Organism: Mesorhabditis belari
Lineage: Eukaryota; Metazoa; Nematoda; Chromadorea; Rhabditida; Rhabditidae
Source: the annotation of a GenBank genome assembly